AUGGUAGCGUGUUUUUUACUUUCUACUGCGAUCAUACUUUAUGUGGGAUAUCGAUUGUAUCGACACUUUGUUCCAACACCCAACAUCGAUCCAAAAGGCAAAUAUGUUCUCAUCUCUGGAUGUGAUACUGGCUUCGGUAAUCGAUUAGCUCUUGAACUUGAUAAACACGGUUUCAACGUGCUUGCUGGUGUUUAUUCUACAGACAAUGUCACCUCACUCAAAGAUAAACUCUCAUCCAGAGCAACUGUAUUUCGUCUUGAUAUUACUAAACAAGAGGAUAUCGAUGCAGCACUAGAAUUGGUGCAAAGUAAAACAAAAGUUUUACACGCAUUGGUCAAUAAUGCAGGUAUCAGUAGUGGUUAUCUUAUCGAUUGGACAACUGUGGAAACUAUGCGUCGAGUGAUGGAUGUGAACUUUUUCGGACACGUGGCCAUGACGAAAGCGUUCUUACCCUUAUUGAUUGCGAAACGUGAUUCACGUGUUGUGAAUAUCUGUUCGGUAGCUGGUUACCUAGCUGGACCCGGAAUGGCAUCAUACUGUGCAUCAAAAUAUGCAUUCGAAGCAUUUUCGGAUUGUCUUCGUCGAGAGAUGAUACCAUGGAAUCUACGUGUUAGCAUCAUCGAGCCUGGAUUUAUGCGAACACCUAUCAUUGAAAAUCUGGUCAAACCAUUUCCCGAAUUUUUAGGCGCGCUUUCAAAUGAUGCUCAACAACGAUGGGGAGAACCAUAUAUAAAAUCAUAUCAUACGAAAUUAGAUAAUAAAGAACUAACGAAAAGAGCUGAAGAUCCAAUCAAAGUCGUCCAAGCACUUCAACAUGCAGUGAUGAAUACUGCUCCUGAAAUUCGUUAUCGACCGGGAAUUCAGUCCAGUCUAAUCUUCUUUCCUUUAUCAAUGUUGCCUGCUGCAUUCGUCGAUUAUCUUUUAGGCAAUAUGCGUUCAAGUGAUAUUAUUCCGGCAAGUGUUCAAAGUCAAAUUCGAGAUUAA
Adineta ricciae is the source of this 984-nucleotide messenger RNA. The record is from the annotation of a GenBank genome assembly. NCBI's taxonomy places the organism in Eukaryota, Metazoa, Rotifera, Eurotatoria, Adinetida, Adinetidae.